Talpa occidentalis (Iberian mole) is the source of this 717-nucleotide messenger RNA. RefSeq names its product olfactory receptor 10H3-like. Gene Ontology annotation, molecular function: olfactory receptor activity. Lineage: Eukaryota; Metazoa; Chordata; Mammalia; Eulipotyphla; Talpidae. The record is from RefSeq and is a predicted model, not a curated record. Gene Ontology annotation, biological process: G protein-coupled receptor signaling pathway. Gene Ontology annotation, cellular component: membrane.
ACUGUUGCCAUCACCCCUCGAAUGUUUGUUGAUAUGGUCUCUACUCACCGCACCAUCACCUUCAAGGCCUGUGCUACCCAGAUGUUUUUUUCCUUCAUGUUUUGCUAUACCCAUUACUUCCUGCUCAUGGUCAUGGGCUAUAACCUCUAUGUGGCCAUCUGUCACCCCCUGAGCUACAAUGUGCUCAUGAGUCCCCAUGGCUAUGCCCGUCCUGUGGCCUGGUCCUGGGCUGGUGGCUCUUUCAUAGGGAUGAUGGUGACAUCAGUAGUUUUUCAUCUCACCUUCUGUGGGUCUAAUGUGAUCCAUUAUUUCUUCUGCCAUUUAUUCCCUCUCUUGAAGUUGGUCUGUGGGAGUGAGACAUUGCCUGUCAUUUUGUUUGUAAUCCUGGUUUGUGUUACACCUCUGAUGGGAUGUUUAUUCCUCAUCAUCCUCUCCUAUGUCUUCAUUGAUGCUGUUAUCUUGAGGAUUCCCUCUGCUGAGGGUCCGCACAAGACCUUUUCCACAUGUGUAUCCCAUCUCACUGUGGUGGUGGUGCACUAUGAUUUUGCCUCCAUCAUCUAUCUCAAGUCCAAGGGCCCCCAUUCUAUUUACAGUGACACCAUGAUGGCCACCACCUAUACAGUCUUAUCCCCCUUCCCCAGUCCUAUCAUUUUUAGCUUCAGGAAUAAAGUACUUAUUCGUUCUUCCAUUUCAUCUAUUCUGCUUUCAUUGCUUUUC